This is a messenger RNA of Trichoderma aggressivum f. europaeum, 1731 nucleotides long. RefSeq lists its product as uncharacterized. Bases 1 to 1731 code for a protein of 576 amino acids. Gene Ontology annotation, molecular function: transmembrane transporter activity. The transcript has 3 exons. Gene Ontology annotation, biological process: transmembrane transport. Lineage: Eukaryota; Fungi; Ascomycota; Sordariomycetes; Hypocreales; Hypocreaceae. The record is from RefSeq and is a predicted model, not a curated record.
AUGAGGCACGGCAAAUUUGAUAGCGACGACGAUGAGUCUGGCGACGAGAUCACCAUCAAUACUCAACUUCGGAGCUCGAUAGACGGUGAUUCUGUGAACAGCCAUGAGGAGGAUGACGUGCUCCCAUCAACUAUCGCUUCCUCUGAGGCCCAGAGUGAUAGCAGGAGACCGGUUGCCUGGAGCGAGCUUCCCAGAAAAGACCAGCUUUUGAUCAUAACAAUGGCGCGGAUGAGCGAACCGCUUGUUCAGACAUCAUUACAGGCCUACAUGUUUUACCAGCUCAAAUGGUUCAACCCGUCGCUCCCCGACUCAACAAUCUCCAGCCAGGCCGGCGUUCUACAUGCCAGUUUCACAGCAGCCCAGUUUCUCACGGCCAUGAUGUGGGGUCGAAUUGCCGACUCGAAACGCGUGGGACGGAAAACAGUUUUGCUGAUCGGUUUAUUGGGAACGAGUGUGUCUUGUCUGGGAUUCGGAUUCUCAACUACGUUUUGGCAGGCGCUGCUGUUUCGGACCAUCGGCGGUGCUACAAAUGGUAACAUCGGUGUUAUGAGGACAAUGAUCAGCGAGAUUAUUCGCGAAAAGAAAUUUCAACCUCGAGCCUUCCUACUACUGCCAAUGACCUUCAACAUCGGCGUCAUUAUUGGCCCCAUUCUCGGCGGUAUCCUCUCCGACCCGGCCGGUAGUUAUCCUAGCCUCUUUGGCAACGUCAAAUUCUUCGUCAAGUUCCCCUAUGCAGCCCCCAACAUUGUCAGCUUUCUCUUCCUCCUGCUUGCCGCUAUCGCUGUCUGGCUGGGUCUUGAGGAAACACAUGACAUCCUAAGAGAUGGACCUCCGGAUUUGGGCACCAGGCUGGGGAAGAAGCUGAUGGUGAAAUAUCGAAAGAGGUUCGGGACAACGCCUGAGGCUGAGGGAUAUUCAUCGGUGCCGACAUCUGAUGUUGAGCUGCUUGGAGAGGAAGCUCCCUCCACAAGGAAGUCAACAAAGAGGUAUACCCAGCGACUGCCUUUCCGCCGCAUCUUCACACGCAACGUACUCGUCACGUUGGUUGCGCAAUUCUUCCUCACAUUCCAUGUCGGGACGUUCAACUCGCUCUGGUUCGUCUUUCUCUCAACGCCAACCUCCGAACGAGAGAUUCGACUACCCUUUUGGUUCACCGGUGGCCUCGGCCUGCAGCCUCGCUCCGUUGGUAUGGCCAUGGCCAUCUUGGGGUUUAUCGGUAUCAGCAUGCAGCUAUUUCUCUAUCCGAACAUAUCCGCACGUCUCGGCACCAUUAGAUCAUGGCGACUCUUCCUGCUCUUCUUCCCAGUGGCCUACUUCCUCGUGCCGUUCCUCUCUGCCGUGCCUAGUACCACGCCGCCGCCUGAAGCAAAGACUGGUAUUCUGAUUUGGCUUGCAAUCUGCGGUGUUUUGUUCUUCCAAGUAACUGGGCGGACGUUUGCGCUUCCUAGCCAAGUGAUUCUCGUCAACAACUGCUCGCCUCACCCCAGCGUACUGGGAACAGUCCACGGGAUAGGCCAGAGCGUUAGUAGUGCUGCCCGCACCAUAGGACCCAUGGUGGGAGGUGUGGUGUACGGUUUUGGUUUGAACAAGGGCAUCAUUGGCAUUGUCUGGUGGGCACUCAGCAGCAUUGCCAUCUGUGCGUGCUUGACAAGCUUGUUCGUGAAAGAAGGUGAUGGCCAUGAAAUUUGGCUCGAGGGCGAUGAGGAAGAUGAGCCGAGCGCAGAUCGAUAG